AUGGGACUUGGUGAUGCAUUUUGUAUCAUAAGUGCAACACUUUAUGGUGCGAGUAAUGUACUAGAAGAAUUAUUUGUGAGACAAAGAUCAGUGUAUGAGGUGGUUGGACAAUUAGCAUUUUGGGCAAUGAUUAUCAGUGGUAUUCAACUUUCAAUUUUAGAGCGUCAAGAACUUUCUGCUGUAGAAUGGAGUGGAGGUAGUGCACCAAUACUCUUCAAAUUAUCAUCAGCUACAUUCUUUAAUCUUUCUUUACAAACAAGUGAUUUCUAUUCAUUAAUAUUUAGUUUAUUAUUAUUCGGUGCCCAGAUGCAUCAUCUUUACCCUAUAUCAUUUGUUAGCACAAUCAUAGGAUUGUGUUUAUACCAUUACAAUCCAGAAUCAAGGCCUAGUUACAGUCCUCCUGCUUUUCUUUCUAUCGGUAGGGAUCACACUGAUGUCAAAGGUAACGAUGAUAAUGGGGGCCGGAAUUUUGAUGAAACAAAAGUUGAGGAAAGGGAAGUUACUACUGAUUUAAAUGUAUAA
Molecule: messenger RNA, 522 nt
Organism: Entrophospora sp. SA101
Lineage: Eukaryota; Fungi; Glomeromycota; Glomeromycetes; Entrophosporales; Entrophosporaceae
Source: the annotation of a GenBank genome assembly